This is a messenger RNA of Saxophila tyrrhenica, 936 nucleotides long. RefSeq names its product 1-acylglycerol-3-phosphate O-acyltransferase (gene SLC1). Gene Ontology annotation, molecular function: 1-acylglycerol-3-phosphate O-acyltransferase activity. The record is from RefSeq and is a predicted model, not a curated record. Gene Ontology annotation, cellular component: endoplasmic reticulum; membrane. Bases 1 to 936 code for a protein of 311 amino acids. The transcript is spliced from 2 exons. Lineage: Eukaryota; Fungi; Ascomycota; Dothideomycetes; Mycosphaerellales; Extremaceae. Gene Ontology annotation, biological process: phosphatidic acid biosynthetic process.
AUGCACGUCGCUCUCCUUAUCCUCCUCCUCAUUCCCCUCAUCCUCUUCGGCCUCUCCCAAGCUCUCAUCAUCGCCGGCAGCACCACCAAAAACAACAUCCUCGAAUACUAUGGCCGCUCAUCCGCCUCCUUCAUCGCCCUCAUACUAUGCGCAAUCUACGGCACAAUAGCCUCAGCAUGUUUGAACGUCUUCGGCUACGGCGGGCUCGGGCAGUGGACGACGGCGAAAGCGUUCAAGUACUCCAUGCUGUGGUUUACCGGAGUGUGGUUCGAGAUUGAAGACGAGAAGGACUGGCUCAAUACUACUAGACCGGCGGUGUUUGUGGGUAAUCACCAGACGGAGCUAGACGUUGCUUUCCUCGGGCACGUGUUCCCGAAGUACUGCUCUGUGACUGCGAAGAAGAGCUUGAAGAAGGUGCCGUUCUUGGGGUGGUUCAUGGCCCUAAGCAAAACCGUCUUCAUCGAACGCUCCUCCCGCACCCAAGCCGUCGCCGCCUUCGACAAAGCCGCCGAGCAAAUGCACUCCAACAAGCAGUCCGUCUACAUCUUCCCCGAAGGCACGCGCUCCUACUACGACUACCCGGAUAUGCUGAGCUUCAAGAAGGGAGCAUUUCACCUCGCGGUCCAGGCACAAGUGCCCAUCGUCCCCGUUGUGGUGGCCAACUAUAGUAACGUGUUGAAUGUGAAAAAGAAGAUCUUUAGAGCUGGCACGAUCCCGGCGAGGGCGCUGGAGCCGAUAAGCACGAAGGGGAAAACGAAGGAUGAUGUGGAUGCGCUGUUGCAGGAGACUAGGGAGAAGAUGCUGAGCGCGUUGAGGGAGAUCACGGAGAGUGCGAGGGAGAAAGGCGUUGCCGUGCAGCAGCCGGAGGGCACGAAGAUGGUAGACGGCCCUGCGAAAAGCACCGGGGUCGACACUGGCGUGAACGCUGCUGCGUAG